Messenger RNA from Drosophila kikkawai, 1689 nucleotides. Lineage: Eukaryota; Metazoa; Arthropoda; Insecta; Diptera; Drosophilidae. The record is from RefSeq and is a predicted model, not a curated record.
GUUUAUUCCAAUUAAAAUUAUAAGUAUGAAUCGAGAGAAAUUGCUAAUUGUUUUCGCGGCUCUAUUUGCUAUUGGAUUUAACUAUACAGAAGCAUUAGCUCGACAUGUCUGCCAACAAAACGUAAAAGUUCCUUACAUUCGAAAAGUUAACAAAACCGAGCAAAUCCCUGGAGGGGUCACUUCAGUUGUGGAAGAGGAAGCAUAUAAAUUUGAAAUACAAUCGGUAUGUUGCCCAGGCUACGUGGGGUCUCCUGAAAACUGUCAGCGAGCAUCAACCACAUCUAAGGACAUUACAUCCACGUCUAGCGUUUCACCCUCAACCGUUAAUUAUGUGGCUUCUGAUGGCGACUCUGAAUCAUCCAAGAAGCUAACCGAAACACCCAGCGAUAAUACCGAAACAUCAGAGAUUUCAGUGGCUGCCCAAGGCGAUAACACAAAUGCAGUUACAGAUGAAACUACCGCCUUUCCUAAUACAACUGCACAGAUCGAGACAAUAGCUACCAAGGAAGACUGGUCAUCAUUUGCUUUUUGGUUUUUCUGCAUUGUGGUUCUUGUGGCAUUCGUGGCUGUGCUUGUAAAGGUUUUGGUACACCGCAACGAUCGGCGGGCCUAUGUUGUCAAUAAAAAGUGUACAGCAUUUGAGUCAAAUUGCUAAAAAUCUAGUAUUAGUAUUCCAAUUUUGAAAUUGUUAAUGGUUGGAAAUACACAUAAAAACUUGUAAGUGUUCUUUUUUUCAACUUAUAUUGUUUCAAAACGGAAUAUAAAUUAGUAUCUAUGCCUGUUUAUUCAACAUGUAAUUUCACAUAUUACAAUUAUUAUACAUAAUAAAAUAUAUCGAUAUUAAAACUUGAAUAUGAAUACUUAAAGACGACAUUGCACUAUUUCUUGCAGAAUGUUCUUCUUAAUAUUAAUGAGAUGAUAAAUUGAAAUAGUUAAUUAACUCUCAAUAAUACGUUAUAAUCAAGAAGAAAUGCUACAAUUGAGUGGUUUCGACUGUGAGAUAAUUAUUUAAAAAAAUGUACUUAAACAAGGCGGAAUGUAGAAGAAAGCGUUAAUAAAUACAAACAAAUGUGGAUAGAAAAUUAUUAGCUACACUCAUUUUUGCUGUCACCACAAAUGUAUUUCAAAAGUUAAACAUAAACACAAAUUUUGUAGGCUAGUAACUUGUGUUUUUAUUAUAAGAUUUCACUUUGGAAAAUGUAAAAACAAAAAGUAUUGAUUUGUGUAUAAAUAUUGUUAUAUUGAAUGGAAUGUUAAGGAGCAGCAAAAGUUGUUUAAUAUACAAAUUUAAAAAGUGGUUUCAAUUUGAUAUGUUUAUAUUUCAUUUGUCUCUCUUUCUCUUUCGAAUAACUUUAAAUAAAUUCCUUUAAAAUGUUCUUUUGAUUUUAUAACGCGUUCUCAAAAAUGUAAGCUUAUUUAGUUUAAUGCAGCUUUACUUACAAAGUCCCCCAGAUUUUCUAUUUUGUUUCCGUAUUACAACGUCAUUGUCAUUAGCUUAUCGAGAGCUUCGGUCUCUUUUUCCCUCUUACACUCGAUUUUUAAGGUAUAUUCUCAAAGAAAAUCUAUCAUAUUUUCCAAAUUCUGGUAAUUGUAUUCUCGACUUUAUUAAAAUAAGUUUUGGUAAAACCCGAUUUCGAGACAGAAAUUACAACACUUUCGACAUUCUUUAACAAAUUUCUAUAAGUUGGA